CUGAAGGUGGCAGCCAUACCCUCCUGCUGGGCAGCUCUGCCCAAAGUCCACAGCCAGGACCUGCUUCCCACUUCCCAGGCUACUGCCUGAGAGGAGGCCUCGAAAGCGCAGGGUUCCAUGACUCUAGGGGCUGUGGUUGGUGCCCAUCAUCUCCCCAGUGUGGACUGGCUCCACUGGACCUGGCUGCCUUGGCCAUUUGGUCUACCAGCUGGAACCAUGUUCCUGGGUGUGGAAAACGCUCCCUCCGGAGCCUGCAUAGACCCCUGAGGCCUUGUGCUUCCUUCUGAUGGGAGGCUCCAGACGCAGUUGGAGGGGACGUCUGGCAGGCCUCUAACCCCCAGCCAACCUAAACAUUUCCGGCGCAGAAGGCCCCGGCCUGGCGUUGUUUGUCCCUGGCUGCCUCCUGCUCCGACUCCAUCAUCAGCAUCCUGUUGUCAAGGUCAUGGAUCAGUGCGGUGCUCAUCAGGGCGUCCGGCCAGCUGGGGUCUCUGUCCUGUAUUCCGGCAGAGGCCCCAGGAAAAACGGCAAAUGCCUUUGUCCAUUCCAUACAAAUUUCCUAGGAAUGUGAGCACCUUCUGAUCUUCCGUGGCAUAUUCGUCCAGUUGAUGGCCAACCCUGGGUACCUGGACCUCCAGGGCCUGCUGCACUGGGCUGCCCCUCGGCUGUGUGUGCACUCGCCACGUGGCCCUCCAGGAAUCCCACCCCACGGGCCACACUGAACCAAAUGGAGAGAGCAGGGCCACCACCCUCUCCACAUGCCAUGACUGCUCUGGGGCCUGGGCAGGAGGGGACGGUCUUGGCCUUCCCACGGCCAUCUCUACCCCAAAGAUGCAACGAAGAUACCGGUCGCUCCCCAGGUGUCAAUCCCAGUCACAGGCUCAGAGACCAGGACAUGGCCCCGGGUGGGUCUGUAGGCCCUGUGGUCUCAUGUGAGCUGGUCCUGGGCAGGACUCCAUUAUUAACUGCCUGUCAUGUGUCCCACUGUCAUGGAGCCCUGGUGACUCUUGGGGACCAGCAUCAGCUCAGGGCCUGUGUGCUCAGUGGCUCCCAGAUGUCUGGACAUUCCCCCCCCGUGCACAUAGUCCCCAGGGAAGUCCUUGUCACGCACACUUGCUGAUGUGGGGAGUGUCCUUCAUCUUGCAGGCCUGGCCACCUCUUCAGUCAGCAGAUACCUGGGCUGAAAACUGACUUGGGCAGUGUGGGCCCAACUGGGGCUCUAUCAGAGUGACCACCCUCAGCCCUUCUGGACCCCUCUGCUGGCUCCACCUGAGCGUGGCCCUCGCUGGCGGCCCUGCCUUGCUCUGCUGCCAUCCCAUAAGCCCUGCAGGCAGGCCCCUUGGCGCCCUUCAGCCGUGUUCAUGAUUGUCUCCUGGCCUCUGCUGUUUAGAGGUCUGAUGCCCUCUGCCCCCGGCGAGCCAAACCCUGUGAUUGUGGUUCCUGCCACCAGCCUCCUGUGGCACCGCCGCCUCUCCUGCCAGCCUCCUGCGCGCAGCUGCCACUCCCUAGUAACCAGCAUGGCACAGGCUCAGAAGCUUCCUAAGAGGCUGGAGAGUGGAACCUUCAGGCACCACGCACUGCCUCCUCCCUGCCCAUGGUCCUGGGUUCUCCAGAUGGGGCCUUGGCCUUGGCUAGGUGUUGAUCAGGAGCUGGGAGUGCUGCGCCCCCGCCCAACUUCUCCAAACUCCAACCAGGGCACCUCAGUGAGGCCUCAGCCACCUGCACCUUAUUUGCUUCCUCCUUGGAGCCCCCUCGUGUCUGUGCAUUCAUCAAACAGCAGCUGGGCCCCCCAGCACACCCCCUUCCCCAGCUUUCCCACUGGACACUGGAAUCAGUUUCACAACUGGACUGGACAGGACGACCACUUUGUGCCAGCGUCUGCUGGGGUGGACUCUGCAGCGGCCACAGCCAGCCUGGAUGGGCUCCUCGCACAGCUCUGCUUACGGGUGAAGGCCAUCUAGAAACCCUCAGUCCCCUCUCAGCCUCAGAGCCGAUAGCACUGCCUGACCAUCAGCAAGCUUGUCAUCAGCACCACCGCCAGCAUGCCUGCUCCUGGAUCUCCGUGAGGCUCCCCUGCCUGUGUCACCCACGGGCCUCUAGGGGUGCUCUGGAGCUGGGAGCCACUGUCCAGCACUUCCUACCCUCUCCGGCCUCUCUCGGCUAUCUGCCAAGCACUCACUCAGUCUCCUAUUGACCACUUGUUUUCCUGCAAGGCUGCUGGCUUACGUGAAAAUAGAGAAAGCCAAAGAGUUUCGUCACCCCUUCCUCCAAGCUUGGGCCAGCCUUGGGGGCAGCAGAGCUUCUGGGCUGACAUGGGCUCAUUGCUCCUCCUCCAACCCCUAUGAGGACAUCAAAAGCGUGGACACAUCACUUUCCACCAUCUUGCUGCCCACUGUCCCUCCAACCUGAUGCCUCCUAAGCACAUGUGUGGGGCAGCAGGCACACUGCUGAUAGCCGUGGAUGUGGCCGUGACAGUCUUCACCCCUGCCCUCAUGGCAUGCGUGAUCCAUUAGGGAGGACCAUCUGCACAAAGACUUCCCAGGGACUUGAGCCAGCCCCUGGCCCCCAGGCCUUGGUUUCCUCACCUGUGCAGCGUGGAUUUGGGGCUGAGGGUACGAAGACUGGCACCCACCUGAGCCGAUGGAACAGGCCUGCCCCUGGUCCUGAAGAGGCCUCUGCUCUCCCAGUUCUCCCCUUGCCCAUGUGGAAGGGGGCUCAUCCCCCAGCAUGGGUGCUUCCUGGCCGGUGUCCAUCUCUGUGUGAGUUCCUGUAGGGAGGGACCAGCUUCCUGCAGACUGGACUUUGCAGCCUGUAUGGCUGGAGUUCCCGUGCCUGCCAAUCUCCUGUUGACUGCGAGUCAGCUCCGAUACUUCACCAGAUUCAGCCACCUGGGGGAGCUGGAAGUGAAUCUCCUCUUAGCUGAGCCUUCUGAUGAGACUGCAGCCCCAGCUGACACCUGGAUUGCAGACUCAUGAAAGACCCUGAGCAGAGGACCCAGUUUGGCAGAGCCCGAAUUCCUGACCCACAAGAACUGGGAGAUAAAACUCUAUGGUUUUAAUCUUCUCAUUUUGGAGGCUAUAUGGAUAUACAUCCAAAUGACUGGAUUUUAAAAUCACUUGGAAGAGUUUGUGCCCAGUGUCCUGUGAUGUAAAUAUGCUUCAUUCAACCUGGGCCCUUGGGAGAGAUGCUGAGUGGUUCCUGGGCUGUCCCCACUCCACACCGUGGCAGUGAAUAGCUGCUGAAGUACAUGCUUCAUAGUCCUUGCAUCUCUCUCCCCAGGACCAUGAAUGGCACCUACAACACCUGUGGUUCCGGCGACCUCACCUGGCCCCCAACGAUCAAGCUCGGCUUCUACGCCUACUUGGGCGUCCUGCUGGUGCUGGGCCUGCUGCUCAACAGCCUGGCGCUCUGGGUGUUCUGCUGCCGCAUGCAGCAGUGGACAGAGACCCGCAUCUACAUGACCAACCUGGCGGUGGCCGACCUCUGCCUGCUGUGUGCCUUGCCCUUUGUGCUGCACUCCCUGCGAGACACCUCAGACACGCCGCUGUGCCAGCUCUCCCAGGGCAUCUACCUGACCAACAGGUACAUGAGCAUCAGCCUGGUCACAGCCAUCGCCGUGGACCGCUAUGUGGCCGUGCGGCACCCGCUGCGUGCCCGCGGGCUGCGGUCCCCCAGGCAGGCUGCGGCUGUGUGCAUGGUCCUCUGGGUGCUGGUCAUCAGCUCCCUGGUGGCUCGCUGGUUCCUGGGGAUGCAGGAGGGCGGCUUCUGCUUCAGGAGCACCCGGCACAAUUUCAACUCCAUGGCGUUCCCGCUGCUGGGAUUCUAUCUGCCCCUGGCCGUGGUGGUCUUCUGCUCCCUGAAGGUGGUGACCGCCCUGGCCCAGAGGCCACCCACCGACGUGGGGCAGGCAGAGGCCACCCGCAAGGCUGCCCGCAUGGUCUGGGCCAACCUCGUGGUGUUCGUGGUCUGCUUCCUGCCCCUGCACGUGGGGCUGACGGUGCGCCUCGCUGUGGGCUGGAAUGCCUGUGCCCUCCUGGAGACGAUCCGUCGCGCCCUCUACAUAACCAGCAAGCUCUCAGAUGCCAACUGCUGCCUGGACGCCAUCUGCUACUACUACAUGGCCAAGGAGUUCCAGGAGGCGUCUGCACUGGCCGUGGCUCCCAGUGCUAAGGCCCACAAAAGCCAGGACUCUCUGUGUGUGACCCUCGCCUAGGAGGCGUGCCGUGGACACUGUGGGCCAGGUCUUGGGGGCUCCGGGAGGUGCUGCCUGCCAGGGGAAGCUGGGACCAGUAACAAGGAGCCUGGGAUCAGCCCUGAACUCACUGUGUGCUCUCUUGGAGCCUUGGGUGGCCAGGGACAGCCCAGGUACCUGCUGUCUUGGGAAGAGAGAGGGACAGGGACAAGGGCAAGAGGACUGAGGCCAGAGCAAGGCCAAUGUCAGAGACGCCCAGCACACUUGCCACCCCCAGAACCAGCUCACCUGGCCAGAGUGGGUUCCUGCUGGCCAGGGUGCAGCCUUGAUGACACCCGCCGCUGCCCCUCGGGGCUGGAAUAAAACUCCCCACCCAGAGUCA
Molecule: messenger RNA, 4571 nt
Organism: Pongo pygmaeus (Bornean orangutan)
Lineage: Eukaryota; Metazoa; Chordata; Mammalia; Primates; Hominidae
Gene: GPR35
Product: G protein-coupled receptor 35
Exons: 11
Coding region: 3245-4210 (321 amino acids)
Biological process (GO): phospholipase C-activating G protein-coupled receptor signaling pathway; positive regulation of Rho protein signal transduction; chemokine-mediated signaling pathway
Cellular component (GO): plasma membrane
Molecular function (GO): chemokine receptor activity
Source: RefSeq, a predicted model, not a curated record